AAUAUUAGAAAAUUAUAUUAAAGUGGGAACCAUGUCUCCACCAAAACAAUCUUUUUAUGCGUUUAUUCACAAACGCUAUAAGGUUUAGUCAAAAUCCAAUUGCCUUACCUUAAGCUUCUAAGGCAGAUGAGUAUAAUGAGAUUGAUACAAGUUGGGAUUUUCGUAUUUAUAAUUGUCCAAUUGGUUCAUUGCAAGGCUGACACUGAUAGUGCGAUUAGCAGUGACGAAUACGAUACUGAAUCUGGGAAAUUGUGUGUUCAUAGUUUAGCACCUCUUAAGAAGAAGCAUUUUUAUGAAAAUAUCCCUGGAGCAAAGAUUUUAGAAAAAGCUGUUAAGAAUUUGGUGAGCACUCCAAAUGAGACCGUUUCAUUCUACUUGUAUAAGCGAGACUUUCCAACGUGUGCUCAGGAGAUUCGAAUCGAUGAUGAUUCGUUGCAAAAUUCCUCAUUUGAUGCAAGACAUCCCACAAGAAUCAUUAUUAAUGGCUGGAUGAGCUCAAGUCAAAAUCGCUUCAUUAAAAGUGUAUCAAGUGCUUAUUUUAGUCUUGGAGACUUUAAUAUAAUUGUUGUGGAUUGGAGUUCAAUGUCCCACAACAUAAACUACUACAAAGUAGUAAAACUCAUUGAUAAAGUUGGUGGACAUGUGGCAGAUUUGGCCAAACAUUUGCACAAUACUUUCCAGGUGGAUUAUGAUAACAUAUAUUUAAUCGGACACAGUUUGGGUGCCCAAAUAGCUGGUAGUGCUGGCAGACAAAUUUAUCCUGACAAAUUUAAUACAAUUUUUGCUCUCGAUCCCGCUGGGCCGUCUUUCAAAAAGAGGAGUAUUGAAGAACGACUUGACUCAAGUGAUGCCAAAUAUGUUGAAUCCAUUCAGACGAGUGAGAACUUGGGCUUCCAAGAGCCUUCGGGGCACGCAACUUUCUAUCCCAACAAAGGAACAUAUCAGUAUUGUAUUGGUCUUGGGUGUUCGCAUAGAAGGGCCUAUAAGUAUUUUGCCGAGUCUAUAAAUUCUACUGCUGGAUUUUGGGGAGUACUCUGUGAUAGAGAACAGAUGAAGGAAGGCGAUUGUCCCGAAGGAUUGAAUCAGUACAAAAUGGGUGGUGAGCCAUCAACUCCUAAAGUUGGAAUAUUUUAUGUGAAAACCAAUAAUAAAUCUCCGUAUGCCAGGGGCCAUUCGUAUAUGUCUGCUUAAAAGUUGUGAUUUUCAAUUUUGUUUUGUGAAUAAAGAAGUGCUAUAAAUCAUAAGGUAAAAUAUAAUUUCAAUUUC
Molecule: messenger RNA, 1266 nt
Organism: Episyrphus balteatus (marmalade hoverfly)
Lineage: Eukaryota; Metazoa; Arthropoda; Insecta; Diptera; Syrphidae
Product: phospholipase A1 2-like
Exons: 3
Coding region: 127-1191 (354 amino acids)
Biological process (GO): lipid metabolic process
Molecular function (GO): lipase activity
Source: RefSeq, a predicted model, not a curated record